This is a messenger RNA of Pseudonaja textilis, 1136 nucleotides long. Lineage: Eukaryota; Metazoa; Chordata; Lepidosauria; Squamata; Elapidae. The record is from RefSeq and is a predicted model, not a curated record.
CCAUGAAACUGGAGAUCUUUGCUCCGCGAUACGAGGACAAGCUCAGCGGCCCCAGCUGCAGCGACCAGGAAGGCGGUAGCGAAGCUUCCCCGCGGGCAGCCGAGAGCGAGCUGGGCUCCGACGGGGAUUGCGCGGCGCUCAGUCCGGCCAGCGGCGCCGGGCCUUCGCCGGGAGAGGAGUGUAAAGCGGCGCCGGGGCUGUCGGGAAAGCCUUACACGCGCCGGCCGAAGCCGCCCUACUCUUACAUCGCUUUGAUCGCCAUGGCCAUCCGGGAUUCGGCCGGCGGCCGCCUGACCCUGGCCGAGAUCAACGAGUACCUGAUGGGCCGCUUCCCUUUCUUUCGCGGCGCCUACACGGGCUGGCGCAACUCGGUGCGCCACAACCUGUCGCUCAACGACUGUUUCGUCAAGGUGCUGCGAGACCCGGCCCGGCCGUGGGGCAAGGACAACUACUGGAUGCUCAACCCCAACUCCGAGUACACGUUCGCCGACGGCGUGUUCCGCAGGAGGAGGAAGCGGCUCAGCCGGCCGGGGCUCGCUUUGGCCGCCGUCGCCGGCGACGGCUCCCCUUCGGCUCAGCCGUCCCCGGCGCCCGCUUCCCCGAGUGCCGAUCGGAAAAGCCCCUCGGGGGAAGCGGGCGCGGCGGGGGCCGUCGGGGGUGGCGCCUCGGCCUCGAAAUUCUCUAGCCCUUUCGCCAUCGAGAGCCUCCUGAGCCGGCCGUUCCAGCCUUCCGAAGAGCAGCCGCGGUCCCCCGCGAGGCCGGUGGGAGACCGGGCGGUGGCGUGGGCCGCCCCCGCGGGCUAUUCCCGACUCCUCGCUCAUCCGGCCGUCUCUUACGGCGUCGUCCCUACUUUCCCACUGGCGGCGGGCUCGGCCCUUUACCACUACGGCCUCCCGGAUCCUCUGCUGCUGGAGGCCCCCAAGGGAAAGGCCUUGAGCGGCCGCGAUCCCCACCACCCUUUCCACGCGAGACCCUCGUACUUCUCCUCCGCCCGGCUCUCUUCGGCGCAGCUGCACACGCUGAGCGUUUCUCCGCUCUACUGCCCCCUGCGGCUGCCCAGCUCACUGCAGCAGAUGGCGGCCGCUCAUCCCAACACCUACAGGCCUUAUCAUGCAUCAGAGACACUAUCGGUGUAA